This is a messenger RNA of Auanema sp. JU1783, 921 nucleotides long. NCBI's taxonomy places the organism in Eukaryota, Metazoa, Nematoda, Chromadorea, Rhabditida, Rhabditidae. The record is from the annotation of a GenBank genome assembly.
AUGAGCCAUAGUUUAACUGCUCUCCAGAUAUCUGUCUAUGUGACGAACGUAGUUCUUGUGCCAUUGUCAGUUUUUCUCACAUCAGCGCUAAUCUUUCCUUAUUGCUCAAUAGUUCUACUCCUUUGCGGUGUUGCGCUCAUCGUUCUGCUCAUUACAAUGCACUUCACAAAUUCUAUAAUGGAUGAAUUAUUAGAAAAACGCAAACACGGGUUUAAACCAAAAGCCUUUGUACCUCAGGCUAACGGUCACGUCAUACAGAAUGAGCAAUGCCAAAUAUGUCAGAUUAAAGCUCCAAAAGGAACAAAGCAUUGUCGUCAGUGUAACGCGUGUAUAGCUGGUUUCGAUCAUCAUUGCACCUGGUUGAAUGCAUGUGUUGGCAGUCGCAAUUACAAGCUCUUCAUCGCUUUUGUUUUUUACAUCGCGCUCAACUCUUUCCUUCAUUCUGUUUGUUAUUUGGCUAUGACAAUACUUUGGACGAUAAAUUUCGACCAAUUUCUUACAAAAACUACCUCAACUUCCAUAGACCUUGUAUUUUGGCCGAAUUUCAGCUCUAUCGUAUGGUUAACAGCUUGUAUUUUACUUUUUUUCUUCUCCGCGACCAUUCUCGUAGCUACCACUCAUCUUUUGUGGUUCCAUAUGAAAUUAUACAAAAACGGACAAUCAACAUACAACUACAUCUUAACUCAACGGCAUAAAAUGAGGCAAAAGGAAUCAACAACUGGCAGUAGUAAUCCACUCCCGCGUAUUCAACUUUCAGAUGAGCGUUUAUCGGAUCCACCCACACCUAUGGGUACCUACACAGCUGAUCGUAGCAGACUUGCUCCACCUGGACUACCACCUCUACGAGUGGCUACUCAUCCAAAUCGUAUUCACCCUACUCCUCCACAGAUUAUAAACACAAUGAAUGGAGAUGUUCCUUAA